GAUAGAACUUUGUCCGUGGUUUUAACUUUGUCUUUAUCCAGAGCCGUGUCAUUGAGAAAAUCCAGUUCCAUGUUUUUACUUACUCCUUGCCCAUAAAGAGCGAUGCAGCCCUUUACAUCUCUGAUCCUGCUGUAUUCGGAGACUCUGUUCCAUUAGUGAUUCCAAUACCAUUAACGGAGGCGAGUCAGAAAAGCAAAGAGUUGCUUGCCAGUUUGCAAGACUGAGGCCCGCGAGGAAUUCCUAGAAACCGCGAGUAUAAACCAGUCGGAGAUAGGGUUUCCGUAUUAGCACUUGGGGUUUCUCAUUUCGAGUCAUCCGUCUAAAGCAAGCAGACUAACCACGUUGGAAAGAGAACUUAUCUUCUCUGGAGCUUAUAGAUUUGCUAGUUUCUUGUACGUAGUCAGAUAGAGAACGAAGGAGCAUUUUUGUAAGACGAGCUAGCAUGGCGAUUAACGAGGACAUUGAAAAUCAAGAAACUGGGGACAGAGAAGGAGUAAGAGAGCGGCUCCUCGUGCCGCAAGAGAAGGACCGAGCUGGCAAAGAUGAAGGAACCGAUAAGGGUCGUCCGUGGAUGGUCUAUUUCACCCCAUUCGUUGCGGUUUGUGGUUCCUAUGAAUUCGGGACCUGCGCAGGUUAUUCAUCACCAACUCAGGAUGCUAUAGUGGAGGAACUUAGUCUCUCUACAGCUGAGUAUUCAGUCUUUGGAUCCAUACUGACAUUCGGUGCAAUGAUUGGUGCAAUUACCGGAGGACCAAUCGCUGAUUUUGUUGGCCGUAAAUGGACAAUGAGAAUAGCGAGCGCUCUUUGUGUAGCAGGAUGGCUUGCUAUUUACUUUGCUGAGGUGUCACUUGCUCUGGAUAUCGGAAGAUUGGCCACAGGAUAUGGAAUGGGAGUCUUUUCCUAUGUGGUACCAAUAUUUAUAGCUGAAAUUACACCCAAAAAUCUCCGUGGAGCUUUGACUGCUGUCAAUCAGCUUAUGAUCAUUGCUAGAGUGUCUGUUUCCUUCAUAAUCGGGACAGUAUUAGCUUGGAGGGUUUUGGCAUUAAUUGGUCUAAUCCCCUGUGUAGUCCUACUUUUCGGCCUGUUUUUCAUUCCAGAGUCUCCUAGAUGGCUGGCGAAAAUGGGCCGCAAAAAGGAGUUUGAAGCCGCGCUGCAAAAACUCCCGGGAAAGGAUGCGGAUAUUUUUGAAGAGGCUGCUGAAAUACAAGACUACAUCGAAACUCUUCAACUGCUCCCGAAAGCAAGCAUUCUCGAUAUAUUUCAGAGUAGAUAUCUGAGCUCUGUCAUUAUUGGUGUUGGAUUGAUGGUCAUCCAGCAGUUCAGAGGGAUAAACGGCGUCUAUUUCUAUACAAGCAAUAUUUUCAAGGAAGCAGGCAUGUGA
Messenger RNA from Eucalyptus grandis, 1381 nucleotides. Its product is annotated as sugar transporter ERD6-like 7. Gene Ontology annotation, biological process: transmembrane transport. Gene Ontology annotation, cellular component: membrane. The transcript has 11 exons. Lineage: Eukaryota; Viridiplantae; Streptophyta; Magnoliopsida; Myrtales; Myrtaceae. Bases 443 to 1381 code for a protein of 312 amino acids. The record is from RefSeq and is a predicted model, not a curated record. Gene Ontology annotation, molecular function: transmembrane transporter activity.